This is a messenger RNA of Mauremys reevesii (Reeves's turtle), 4350 nucleotides long. It is a transcript of the gene PDGFRA, whose product is annotated as platelet derived growth factor receptor alpha. Gene Ontology annotation, cellular component: signaling receptor complex. The record is from RefSeq and is a predicted model, not a curated record. Gene Ontology annotation, molecular function: ATP binding; platelet-derived growth factor alpha-receptor activity; platelet-derived growth factor binding. Bases 164 to 3427 code for a protein of 1087 amino acids. Gene Ontology annotation, biological process: multicellular organism development; positive regulation of kinase activity; protein phosphorylation. The transcript has 23 exons. Lineage: Eukaryota; Metazoa; Chordata; Testudines; Geoemydidae.
AUUACAAGACGCGGUCUCUGAGAGCACUGCAGUCUGAACUGGAGGGAGCGAGGGAGGAGGAGGAGGAGGAGGAGGAAAAGUCAGAGGACGUGGACAUAUUUUUGACUCUUUCUCUAGACUUUUCAUUGCGGAUUAACGUGUGAACGGGAAGUUGUCCACAGUGAUGGGUACUUCCCCAAGGACAGUCCUGCUCCUGGGAUGUCUCCUGACAGGACCAUGGCUAACUUUUUGCCAGCUUCCAUUGCCGACUGUUCUUCCAAAUAGAGAUGAAAUGGUCGUGCAGCUGAAUGCCUCAUUUACUCUGAAAUGCUCUGGAGACAGCGAAGUGACCUGGCAAUACCCAAUGGCUGAAGGAAGCCCCAGAAUAGACAUUAGAAAUGAAGAGAACAACAGCGGUCUCUUUGUGACUUUGCUGGAAGUGGGGAAUGCCUCAGCGGCUCAUACCGGAUUAUACACUUGUUACUACAAUCAUACUCAAGAGGAAGAUGGGGAGGUGGAGGGGAAGGAUAUCUACAUCUAUGUGCCUGAUCCAGAUAUGCCCUUCGUUCCUCUACUACCAGAGGAUCAAUUCAUCCUAGUAGAAGAUGGUGAUUCCACCAUUAUCCCUUGUCGUACAAGUGACCCUAAUGCUCAAGUAGCUUUAGUUAACAGUGAAGCCAAGGUCGUAUAUGCCUAUUAUGACAGCAAACAAGGCUUUCUGGGAAAUUUUCCUGCAGGCUCAUACACGUGCCAAACAACUGUUAAAGAAGUGGAGUUCAAGUCAGAUCAGUUUUUCAUCUACAUUUUGAAAGCUACUUCAGAGCUGCCAGUUGAGAUUGAGGCCCUUAAAACUGUAUAUAAAACAGGCGAAACGAUUGUUGUAACUUGUGUGGUCUUUGACAACGAGGUGGUUAAUUUACAGUGGAAUUAUCCAGGGAAAGUGAAAGAAAAAGGUGUGAUAAAAGUUGAUGACAUUAAAGUUCCAUCCCAGAAGCUGGUUUACACUUUGACCAUUCCUGAGGCUUCAGUGAAAGAUUCUGGGGAUUAUGAAUGUACGGCCCGACAUGCAACCAAGGAGGUUAAAGAAAAUAAGAGAGUAGUCAUUACAGUUCAUGAUAAAGGAUUCAUUCAUCUGGACCCCCAAUUUAGCCCUUUGGAAGCUGUCAAUUUACAUGAGGUCAAAAAUUUUGUAGUGGAUGUGCAGGCAUACCCAGCUCCAAAAAUGUUCUGGCUGAAGGACAAUGUGACUCUGACUGAGAAUCUUACAGAAAUUGUUACCAGUUCAAACAAGAUCAAUGAGACAAGGGUCCAAAGUAUAUUAAAACUGAUUCGGGCCAAGGAAGAAGACAGUGGAGAUUAUACUUUGGUUGCCGAAAAUGGAGAAGAGACUAAAAGCUAUACUUUCUCAUUGCUAAUACAAGUUUCAGCUUCAAUUCUAGAGCUGGUGGAUGAUCACCACGGCUCUGGAGGGGGACAGACGGUCCAAUGCUUGGCAAAAGGGACACCUUUCCCUGACGUGGAAUGGCUGAUUUGCAAGGACAUUAAAAAAUGCAGUAAUGAUACCUCAUGGAUGCUUCUGACUAACAACAUCUCAGAUAUACACAUGGAGGCUCAUCGGGUUGAUAAGGACCAGGUGGAAAGCCAGGUGACCUUCCAAAAGGUAGAAGAAACCCUGGUAGUACGGUGCAUGGCGAGGAACACUCUUGGUGCCGUUACUCGGGAACUGAAGCUUGUGGCUCCUGCAUUGCAAUCAGAAUUAACUGUGGCUGCAGCAGUCCUAGUGUUAAUAGUGAUUGUGAUUAUUUCACUGAUUGUCCUGGUCAUCAUAUGGAAACAGAAACCAAGGUAUGAGAUAAGAUGGAGAGUCAUUGAGUCUAUCAGCCCUGAUGGCCAUGAGUACAUUUAUGUGGAUCCAAUGCAACUGCCCUAUGACUCAAGAUGGGAGUUUCCUAGAGAUGGAUUAGUACUUGGUCGAAUCCUUGGUUCAGGUGCAUUUGGGAAAGUAGUUGAAGGAACUGCAUAUGGAUUAAGUCGCUCUCAACCAGUGAUGAAGGUAGCUGUGAAAAUGCUGAAACCCACAGCUAGAUCCAGUGAAAAACAGGCACUAAUGUCUGAAUUGAAGAUAAUGACACAUCUUGGGCCUCAUUUGAACAUUGUGAAUCUCUUAGGAGCUUGUACUAAAUCAGGUCCAAUUUACAUCAUUACUGAAUACUGCUUUUAUGGGGAUUUGGUAAACUACCUGCAUAAAAACAGGGAUAAUUUCCUGAGCCGACAUCCAGAAAAGCCAAAGAAGGACUUGGACAUUUUUGGGAUGAACCCAGCUGAUGAAAGCACAAGAAGUUAUGUCAUUUUAUCCUUUGAAAACAAUGGAGAAUACAUGGACAUGAAACAAGCUGAUACAACUCAGUAUGUGCCAAUGCUGGAACGGAAGGAGGGUUCUAAGUAUUCAGAUAUCCAGAGGUCAAUGUAUGAUCGGCCUGCUUCAUAUAAGAAAAAAUCUGUGUCAGAACCAGAAGUCAAAAACCUGCUUUCUGACGACAAUUCUGACAGCCUCAGUUUGCUGGAUUUACUAAGCUUCAUGUACCAAGUUGCACGGGGGAUGGAGUUCUUGGCUUCUAAAAAUUGUGUGCACCGUGACUUGGCAGCUCGUAAUGUCCUUCUGGCUCAAGGAAAAAUUGUGAAGAUCUGUGACUUUGGUCUGGCUAGGGACAUCAUGCAUGAUUCCAACUAUGUCUCCAAAGGCAGCACUUUUCUCCCAGUGAAAUGGAUGGCACCUGAAAGCAUUUUUGACAAUCUGUACACAACAUUAAGUGAUGUCUGGUCUUAUGGCAUUCUGUUGUGGGAGAUAUUUUCUCUUGGUGGCACACCGUACCCUGGCAUGAUGGUUGAUUCUUCUUUCUACAACAAGAUAAAAAGUGGCUAUCGAAUGGCAAAACCUGACCAUGCCACCAGCGAAGUGUAUGAGAUUAUGGUGAAAUGUUGGAACAGCGAACCGGAGAAAAGACCUUCUUUUUACCAUUUGAGUGAAAUUGUGGAGAAUCUGUUGCCUGGCGAAUACAAGAAGAGCUAUGAAAGGAUUCAUCUGGACUUCCUGAAAAGCGACCACCCAGCAGUUACACGCAUGAGAGUGGACUGUGACAACACCUACAUCGGUGUCACUUACAAGAAUGAAGACAAGCUAAAGGACAGGGAGAGUGGAUUUGAUGAGCAAAGGUUGAGCGCUGACAGUGGCUACAUCAUCCCCCUGCCUGACAUUGAUCCCGUUUCCGAAGAUGAACUUGGCAAAAGGAACAGGCAUAGUUCCCAGACAUCUGAAGAAAGUGCCAUUGAGACUGGUUCAAGCAGCUCUACCUUUAUCAAGCGAGAGGAUGAGACCAUUGAGGACAUUGACAUGAUGGAUGACAUUGGAAUAGAUUCCUCAGACCUGGUUGAAGACAGCUUCCUGUAAUUCACAUGGAAUUAAUGGACAACUUUGAGCUAUGUCACAAGAGAAGCUCGCCAUGUGAUCUAAGGACUUUUUACUCUGUAGAGAAAACCACUUUAUUUCAAUGCAAAGGAUGUAAGGAAAGUAGAGAUUUGUUUCCAGUGCACAGAGGUCAUCCUGGAUAUGAAAGAGUGAGACAUGCUGAAGUCAGCUUUUCAGUGUUGCUUUUUGUAGUACUUCAGUAGCAUCUCAGUGGUAUUUGCAGUUUGAAUAGGUAGAAGGACAAAGGCCAUAAACUGACCAGUUUUGUGUUUCAAGGGCAUUCGUGACUCUGAUGGAUAGAAUUUCCACUGAAGCAAAACGUCAUCAUUGUAAUUAUGUAAAUAACUGUGUGCUCAAGGAUCUUUUGAGGUGUGCAUUGAAUAUAUUCUGUGGACUUAGAAGAAAUCACUCAAGAUUUCUGUGUACUUUGCCACUUAAUCUCAGUAUCAGCUGCUGCUGAACUAUCAUGUGAAUGAAGUACAUGCAAAAACCACUUUUGAAACUUAAAGGUACUGGAACUACAUAACAUUUUACUUUUUACAGUAAUGCAAAUAAAAGGGAAGAAUAAUAAUUAAUUAAAAAGCCUUCUAUAAUAGGUGUUAGAAGCCUAGUGAGUCUCUAUAGAAGAUAGCUGUUUUCAUAAUACUACUAGUACUGUCAGUAACACUAACUGUAUAGUUUAUAACUCAUUGUCCUUCAGCAAAAGCACAGUUUUUAAAAACUUUAAGUAGGUAAAGAGAUUUAAGAUUCAAAAUGUAUAUAUGAAACAAUUGUUGUAUUUGACUGUAUACAUAGAAUCAUAGAAUUCAAGAUCAGAAGGGACCAUUAUGAUCAUCUAGUCUGACCUCCUGCAAGAUGCAGGCCACAUAAGCCGAUCCACCCACUCCUUAAGCAAGCGACCCCUG